AGAACUCACUUGCUGCAGCUGGGAAAGUUUGAAAAUGGACAUAAAAUAAACUAAAUGAAACCUACUUUAACUGAUGAAUUUGACAAAAGGAAAAAAAAAAGGAACUUUUGAUUUUUGUUCUUGUACUUCUCAUUUGUUUUUUGUGGGUUUUUGUGUCUGCACAUCUGGUGGUUUGCGCGCAGGCUGCAGACAUGUAAAGUAAUCUUCAUGGAAAUUGUUCAUCUGAACAGAUUCAGACGCUGACGUUUUGAUUCCUCCAAAAGAUUUUGGUCAUUAAAGUAAAUCACCAGAACUUCCACAAAUGGGGACCACUUGGUUUGUAGUUUGGAGUGUUUGGAUCUUGUGUCAGCCCUCAGCUGCUGCAGAUGGGUCAUUAUGUGAACCUGGAUUUGAGUCAGAGCUGUUUAUAUUAAAAGUGAGCAGAAAGAACCUGAAGCCAGGCACAAGACUGUGCAAAGUUGGCUUCACUGACUGCACGACCCGCACAAGAUUUCUCUUCAGCACAGAUGACAGCCGUUUAGUUGUAGAGGCUGAAGGAAUAAUAACUGUAAAGAGACAGAUUGUCCUUCAUGAGGGAAACCAGAACUUCUUGGUCCAUGCCUGGGAUUCACAAGGUCAGAAAAUGACUCUUCCUGUCAGGUUGCUGUAUCAAAAUCAUCACUAUAUGAACAACCGUCUGGAUGCUGAAUUUCAUCAUGAGGCUCAUAAACUCAACAACCAGCUUCACGAUCACCUGGACUCUGAUAGUAAUCAGCAGAUCCCCAUUCUGGAUUUCCCCAAAUCUAAUCCAGGGCUGAAGAGGAGGAAGAGAGACUGGGUUAUCCCUCCUCUCAGUGUUCCUGAACAUAGCAGAGGACCUUAUCCCCGGUUACUUGCCAAGAUUCGCUCUAAUAAAGAUAAAGUGAAGAAGAUCUAUUACAGCAUCACUGGUCCAGGAGCAGAUCAGCCUCCUGUUGGUCUUUUCACCAUGAACAGAGACACUGGUCAUCUGUAUGUCACACAGGAACUGGACAGAGAGAAAGUGGACAAGUACACGCUUCAAGUCCAUUCUGUGGCAGAGGGAGGCGAUGGAAAAGCAGAGGAACCGAUGGAUAUUAUAAUCAAUGUAAUUGACCAGAAUGACAACAAGCCUGUUUUCAGUCAGUCCAUCUAUAUGGGAGAUGCUCCAGAGGCCUCACAGAAAGGUUUUCAGGUGCUUCAGAUUGUGGCCACAGAUGCUGAUCAGCCAAAUACUGACAACUCUGAUAUCAGGUACCGUAUAAUGAGUCAGAAGCCAGAGGAGCCCAAUCCCAACAUGUUUAUCAUCAAUCCAACAACUGGAGUCAUCAGAGUCAACGAGCCUGGACUGGACCGAGAGAAAGUCCCAAAGUAUGAACUAGAAGUACAGGUAGCUGACAUGAAGGGAGAAAGUUUGACUGGAUUUACCAAAGUGAUUAUCAAAGUGACGGACCUCAACGAUCACGCUCCAGUCUUUUUAGAGCCCAGAUAUAACGCUACAGUUGAAGAGAACAAAGUAGACACUCUAAUUGUUAAGAUGUUGGUGACGGACAAUGAUGAGCCUCAUACCAUGGCCUGGAAUGCAAAGUUCAAAAUCAUUGAUGGAGAUCCAGGAAAUCUGUUUACUGUGGUAACAGGAACAAACAAACAAGAAGGAAUCAUCACCACUGCUAAGGGUCUGGACUUUGAGAGAGCCAGUAAGCACACUCUACUGGUCACAGUGGAGAAUGAGGCUCCUUUUGCUGUCCCAUUGGUCACUUCCACUGCUACAGUGGUGGUGACCGUGGUGGAUGUCAAUGAACCUCUGAUGUUUGAUCCAGAAAAGAAAAAUGUUUCCAAACGUGAGGAUCUUGCUGUGAACAGCACUGUGGUGCGGUACACAGCUUCUGAUCCAGACACUGGACGCAAACAGAAAGUCAUGUAUGAAAUAAUUAGUGACCCAGCCGGCUGGUUUGACAUUGAUAAGGAGACUGGUGAGGUAAAAGUGAGAAACCGAAUGGACAGAGAAUCUCCACUUGUCAAGGAGGAGAAAUACACAGCCCUGAUUGGUGCAUCUGAUGAUGAUCGAAUUGCAGCUACAGCAACUGGAACUCUGGUUCUUCAUCUUCAGGAUGUCAACGACAACCCUCCUACCAUCGAGGAACGCAAAUUCACAGUGUGUAGCAAGAUAGCAGUUCCUCAGCUGCUGACUGUGACAGACAGAGACGGACCAGGCUUUACUUCUCCAUACAACGUCAGCCUAGUUGGUUCUGCAAAGGCUAACUGGACUGCUAGGAUGAUCAGCACCAGAACAGGAAUCAUCCUGACUUUAAACCGUGAGCUGGAGAUUGGAGAUUACACUGUGGCCAUGAGCAUUGCAGACAACCAGGGUCUGUCUCAGGUCAGCACAGUCACAGCCAGAGUGUGUGACUGCACUGGAGAAGACGUGAGCUGUCGGGAGAAAGAUGUCGGUGGCUCCAACCCGCCAGUCAUCCUGGGAAUACUGAAGGCCACUGUGGUGUUGCUGACCAUGCUGGGGCUGCCAUUGUUCCUGUUUGUGAGACGAAGGAGAGCAGAGGAGAAACCUGUUGAACUCAAAGAUCUCAGCACGGCAGACAACAUGUUUGAGGAGGAGGAGAGGAACGACAGAGAGGACAUUCAGGGAGGCGGUUCUGAUUCGCAAGACCCAGAAUAUGAAUAUCUGCCUGAAGGGGUCCCACUCCCAGAAACUGCCUGAUAAUAAUGGAGAACAGGAUGAAAACAAACUGUACAUGUUUGGUGCUUUAAAAGAAAAUUUAAAUGUUAAAUGUGUCUGUAGUAACAUGUUGAACAUUUCACAUAUUUUGUAAUGAACCAUUUCAGUUUAAUGUCAUUCAUUGUAAUGACCUCUUGUUGAGAGGUCAAAGAUGAUGUUUUCCAUUGUUCACUAUUUGGGGGGUUAGCUUUCUGCAAGCUUUUCAAAGGUGAAACUUUUAACCUUUGUUAUAUUUGCUUAUUUUAUUUUUUUCCCCAAUACAUAGACUUUGUUUUCUACAUUGCUGGUGCUACUGAGCAAACACUGAACAACACAAAUGUUGUGCAUCUUUGGUGUUUGGUGUCUGUAAAUCUAUAAGGGAAUCUCUUGAGAUUCUCUGGAGUGAGCAAAAGAUUAGGGUGAUGGUGAGGAGGCAAUUCAAAGACUUGGAGCUCAUUAUGAUAAAUCAGCAAAACAUUCAAAAAGAUGCUAAGCCUCUAUAACAAAAGGUUCAGGUAUUAGUUUUCAUUAAGCGUACAUUUUUUGCAUUACUUUUUCAUUGAUGUAUCAUAUUCUAAUCUAAAAUGUCGUCUUUGCAUCAGUUGAAAGCAGAAAAUAAUCAUCAACAAAAUACAGGUUUGAAAGCAGUCUCUCUGGAAUUGAUCUGUUUCACUUAUUUGUUACUAAAAUAAAUGGACUUAC
Gambusia affinis (western mosquitofish) is the source of this 3412-nucleotide messenger RNA. Its product is annotated as cadherin-1-like. The coding region runs from base 302 to 2713 and encodes 803 amino acids. NCBI's taxonomy places the organism in Eukaryota, Metazoa, Chordata, Actinopteri, Cyprinodontiformes, Poeciliidae. The record is from RefSeq and is a predicted model, not a curated record. Gene Ontology annotation, cellular component: plasma membrane; adherens junction; catenin complex. Gene Ontology annotation, molecular function: cadherin binding; calcium ion binding. Gene Ontology annotation, biological process: multicellular organism development; homophilic cell-cell adhesion; cell-cell junction assembly. The transcript is spliced from 17 exons.